AUGUAGUCACAGAAAUUAGCAGCUAAAGAUAAGCAGCAAAUAUCGCAAAGGACUUCUAGUACAAGAAGACAACCUCUUAGAUCAAGUUAACCAACUGAGGAGUAGUCUAAGAGUGAAACUGUCAAGUUAAGUUCAAAGAUAAAGAAGCAGCCAUAAUAAGUCUAAAAAUAGGAAGAAAUGUCAACUAAUCAGUAGUAAAACUCAAAAUAGAGGUAGAAAUCCUAGGAUAAAUUGUCCUAGAGGAGAGGCCAAAUCAAGGGGGAUCUCAAGAAAACCAAUUAAAAACCUGACUUGAGUGAUGAUGAAGAGAUGAAAGAUGAAUCUGCUCAUAACAAUGAUUAAUCUGAAGAAAUUAAGAACAAGAGAUAACAAUAAAAAAGUGGGAAAUUCAAAGGCUUAGUAGCUUCUGAGAAUAAAGUAAAAUCUGACAAAAUAGUCCUUCAAGAUCGAAUUAAAAAUGAGAGCUAAAUGGAGAGCAAAUAAAGAAUAAAAUUUAAUGGGUUUAAAGAAAAUGAUAGUUCGAAUCAGAUGUGCCAAAUUUGCUUCUAGGUGAUGAAGUACCCUUUAAUUAUUGAUAAUUAAAGUGAAGCAGAUGAUCAUAUAGAUGAAGAUGAGUCGUUUGAUGAAGAUGAACUUACUGAUGAACAAAAGGAGGCAAAGCGUAAGUAUAAUUUUCCAAAUAACUUUUAAUUAAUAGUGCUCUAUUAGUUGGUGUACUGUUAGGAUUGUACUGUUCCUGUUCAUCUGAAUUGUCUUGGUGAAGGUUUUGACCUAUAUGAAAUCAUCAGACACAAUUAUAAAUACAUUAUAUUCAAAUGCGAGAGAUGUUCUCUUAAAUAGAAGGACAGAACUUUAAUCACAAAAUGUGUUGCUUGUAACUUUGAUUCGGGUUUUAUAAAGGCUGUCAAAAUUGAUAAGCCUGAUGAUCAAGGUGCAGAUGAGUACAUGUUUAUUCAUCAAAUAUGUGCUUUUAGCUUUAAGGACAACUUCUACCUAAGUGAUCCAAUUAAAAUGGAGUUAAAAUUAAGACAUUCUAAAGAGCAUUUUUUAGAGGAUUGGAUAUAAAAGAAAUAAACAUGCACUAUUUGCAAGGGCAAUGGAAAGCUGGUUGAAUGCUCUAUCAAAGAUUGUGACAAGUUUGCUCAUGCUUAUUGCAUUAUGAAUUUACUGAAGGAAUAUUACUACUACCAGUCAAUUAGUGACGAGGAAGGAGAAUCAAAGAAUAAUAAUCGAUGGAUGUAUUAAUUAUUUUUCUCUGAAGAUUAGAUUGAAAUAGUAUUUUAGAUUCUCUGUACUGAGCAUUAUGUUUAGCAUGCCUAUUAUUGUUAUUGCGAUAACUAAUCUCCAGAUAGCGGCAUGGUUAUUUGUGAAUAUUGCAAUAUCUGGUAUCACGAGAGCUGUACACAACCGUUCGAAAAAGAGAAUAAAUAUCGAUGCAAAAAGUGUGAACAAUGGAUUGAUAAGAUAUAGAAUCCAUUGCUAGAUAUUGUAUUAAAAAGAAAAACAUAUAAUGAACUGACGAAUGAAGAUCACUCUAAAUGGAAUUUUGAUGGUAUCUAUUUUACUGAUCAGGAAACAUUAAAUACUGAGAGCAAGAUAUUUGAAUAAAUUCUCUAUACCAAGGCAUGGCAUCAAUUGAGUCGUUAUCUUAUUGAAGAAGUUACUUCAGAAAGCCUAAUUGAGGAGCAUUUGAAAAUUGGUCGAAGGUUGUUUUUAUCUAGUUUUGAAAUUGAGGCUGAAUUAAAAUAAAGACUAAAGACAAGUCGAGUAUAAGUAAGUUUACUAAUAGCAGAUUUAAAAAAGAAAAGUGAGACUGAGUUUAAAGAAGAACUAGAUGAUAAAUUGCAAUUAAACUAAGAGAAUAUAAAAUUUAACAAAGGAUUACUUGAUAGACUUCAAAAAAACUACUUAAAAAUUUUAAAUGAUGAAAAAUUCAUAAACGAUGAAGUGAUUGAGCUAAAAAAUGCUAGUGAAAGAUAUAAAGUUUUGUAAGAAGCAAACUAAAUUUGUAAAGUUCAAAAAUAAAAGCCAGAGCCUGAAGAAGUAUAAGAUAUAAUAGAUUCUCUUUAAGAGUAAUAACUGCAUCAAUUCAAAGCAUUUAGCCAUUUAAGUUCGAUAUUAAGUGAAUAUCAGGAAUGGGAACAAUAAUGUAUUGAAAAACUAAAGAGCAACGUGAUUAUUGAUGAGAAAAUAGAGAAUAAAUUUGAGAAUUUCAAGAAGUCCAAAAGAGGUAUUGAUCUUUAGGAAAGAAGAUUUCACUAUUUAAAAGAAGUAUUUGUAAAGAAAUAAACUUGCGAAGAGGGAUUGAAGAUGGUCUUAGACGGCUAAAGAUUGAGAGUUGAUAUUACAGAAGAUCUAAAAUAAAUUAAUUCAACAAUAGUUAAAAUAGAGAAGGCGGAAAAAGAAAUUAAUAAGAUGGAGAGAUCCAAUAACAAGCCAGUUAAAAAUAUACUUACAGCAUUUAAAGUUCUGGCAUGCAUGCCUUUAAAGACAAAAAAUAUUGAAAAUUUAUUGUAAAAAUGGCAUCAAAGUAGCUUAUGGAACUCACGUGCCUCUUAUUUUAUUAAGGAUAAAAAAUAUGAGAACUUACAGCUUUGGGUAGAUGAAGUUUAGCAAAGUUAGUAAGAGGGAUCAAGUAUGGAUAUUGAUGAAGGAAAUAGCAUUAAGCAAAAUAAUAAAAAUUAUUAGUGGACUUUAGCAAGUGCCUAACUACUUUUAGAUGAAGCAGAUUAGAAGAAGAUAUAUUUUGACUUGUAGCUAUACAAUUAAGUUAAAGAAAAGAUAAUGAUAGUAGAAAGAUUAAAAAUGUCAUUGAGAGUGAUUAAGUAGGACAAGCAUGAUGAGAAAACUCUAUAAAAUUACUUAAAAGAACUAAGAUAUAUAGAAAACGUAGAUUUUUCAAAAGAGAUUAAUGAGACGAAAUAAAAGUUAAGAUUAAUGUCUGAAGUAAAUUAAGCAGUAACGAAUGAUUCAAAGAAUAAACAAAAUAUUGAGAUGCUGGAAGAGCUAAUGAAGUGA
Messenger RNA from Stylonychia lemnae, 3018 nucleotides. Lineage: Eukaryota; Ciliophora; Spirotrichea; Sporadotrichida; Oxytrichidae. The record is from the annotation of a GenBank genome assembly.